CGAUCGUCGGGCCUCAUCCCUCUCACUCUUCCACCCUCAUCACAACUGACAAACGCAAUGCUCGCCCCCGCUCGUCUCUCCACUCGUGUUGCGGCUCGCCGCCUUCCUGUCCUCACCCGCGGCUACGCGGCGCCCCCUCCCCCGCGUGACCCCAAGCGCGACCCAGCUGUUGAUGAGGCGCUCCACGCCCAGGCCCAGGCGGGCCGGAACGCGCCCUCGGGCGGCGGCGGCGGCGGGACUGGUAUCGCGGUCAUGGCCGUGCUCGCCGCAGCCGGUGCAGGCGCGUACUACUUCUACCAGAACUCCGGGACGCACAGCGUCGAGUACGAGGCCCGUCAGGCUGCCGAACACGCCGGCCAGGCCGCUGUGAACGCCAAGGACAAGGUUGUUUCUGAGGCGCGCGGCACGGCCGAUGACCUGGACAGCGCGGCCCGUCGCGCCCGUGACCAGGCGUACGCUAAGGGACACGAGAUUGGCCGCGAUGCACGUGCCGCCGGCCACCAGAUCGGAGCUGAGGCGCGCCAGUUCGGCCGCGAUGUGCGCGAUGCCGGGCGCGACGUGCGCGACACCGGACGCGAGAUCGGACACCAGGUGCACCAGGACGCGCGCGACUUGAAGGGGCAAGCAGCGCAUGUGGGACAGCAGCUCGGCGACCGCGCGCAGCAGCUUGGCCAUGAGCUGUCGGCGGAGGCGCGCUCUGCCGCCGACCAGGCGAAGGCUAAGCUUGCUGCGGCGGGGCAAGCUGUCAAGGGCACGUUCCAGGACGCGGAGCGCAGCGUCGAGCGUGGCAUCAACACGGCCGAGAGCAAGGUCCGCGACAGCAUCGGCACUGCCACCGACGAGGCCGGCGUUGUCGCCGGCGUCGUGCCCCAGCGCACCAAGUUCUUCGGUAUCCAGCUUCGGUGAUCUUGUCUGUAGCCUUUAAUGCAUGUUCUAAAGUGGGAC
This is a messenger RNA of Cutaneotrichosporon oleaginosum, 945 nucleotides long. RefSeq lists its product as uncharacterized. Lineage: Eukaryota; Fungi; Basidiomycota; Tremellomycetes; Trichosporonales; Trichosporonaceae. The record is from RefSeq and is a predicted model, not a curated record.